Molecule: messenger RNA, 1917 nt
Organism: Branchiostoma belcheri (Belcher's lancelet)
Lineage: Eukaryota; Metazoa; Chordata; Leptocardii; Amphioxiformes; Branchiostomatidae
Exons: 3
Coding region: 1-1893 (630 amino acids)
Source: RefSeq, a predicted model, not a curated record
AUGGACUCCCGGCCCGGUACGUGCUGGCGGUGUGGCGGCGAGGCGGCCAUGCCCUGUCCGCGGUGUGAGCUGGCCCGGUACUGCGGGGAACACUGCCGGCAGCUAGACCUCCUCAGGCACGAGGUGGAGUGUACAAACUGUACAGUUAGCCAAUCCUGCAGCCUCCCGAGCUGCGGCGUGUCUACACGGGAGGCCAGACCCUGCUCCGCCUGUCAGGAGGUGUGGUACUGCAGCCCGGCAUGUCAGCGGUCCGACUGGGCCCGACACAAGGCCGCCUGUCAGCAGACAACACGGUACAUACGACAAGCAGCCGCCAACAUCGCCGCUAGGCUGGCCGCCGACCAGAAGAAGAAAGGUGCCGGGUUGUCCACGACCUACUACUGGGGAAACACGGUUGCGGUAGAUCUGCUGCAACUGCCACAGAACGAAGGUUCCCAUGGUACCGGUUGCCAUGGUGACGGUUGCCAUGGUGACGACUUUAACCUUCUUCUGCUCGGGACAGGAAGUAUGAGGCACGUCGUCCUCACGGCAGCAGAACUUCCCGAAGAGUUCACCGGUAAAGUGAACUUCGUCUUGAACGACAAUGACUUCCAGGUGAUGGCCCGGAACGUGCUGAUGUUACACCUGCUCUGGAGGUAUGGAGACAAAGAAGAUGUCGCCAUGGAUGUCACACAGAUCUGGUACUCUAUUCUCAUCAGCAAGGAGCAGACAGAGAUGAUCAGAACCUGCCUGGAAGACCUUCUGAACGUGGAGUGUGAUGACAAUGAAGUGGUUGCUCUCUGUACCGGGCUAAUCACUGUCAGGUCUAUCCACUUCACGGCGCUUAAGAAGAUGUGGAAGACUUGGCUCAAGCUUCUCAACGAAGAAGGGACCAAGAAGUCCGUAACGAAAGAGUUUCAAGCCAUCUACUGGAAGCGACUUCGAGGGUUUCCCAAAGAGCCUCGUAUGGGAGUGGACAGCCACCUGCUCCGGCUACCCGAGCGGUACAGAACGACGGUGCGAGACUGGUACGAGAACGGGAUCCUUAUCAGCAAGAGGGACCAGACAAGGAAACACGCAGACAGCGAUAACAUCACACUCAUGUCGACAAACACUCGCUUCGCUAACUUCUUUGCAAAGGUGGCGAGUGCGAUAAAUGGGGGUUCUAAAGUACCUUACACCAUGCCUUGUCCAGAACUAACUCUUGGACUACAAAGUGAUUCGACUCCCUUCGGAGCGUGGGACUGUUUGUCAGUCAAAGACUUCUGUGACGACGACUGUGUCCUGAAGAUGUACUCAAUGUACAUCAGCGACAAGAUUUCAAGGUUACAGGAUAAAAUCAAGGGAGACAGGAUAACAGUGAUGUUCGUGUUGUCUGAUUGCCUGGAGGUAUCGGAGCACAUACCAGAAGGAACGGUGUUCGACCGGAUCCACACCUCAAACCUGGCUGAUUACCGAGCGACCCUGGGACAGACGGACGCCGCCGCCUUCAUCCCAUCGGAAAGCCUGACGGAGAAACUGGAAGAUGCUGCCCGCAAGGACAUCGCUGCUCUUCGAUGCGGGGCGACCAAAGAGCUGGACGGAGACCUAACCACUGUGCUCCACGUUUUGAGAGGGAGGAAGGUUUUGAUGGAGUACUUCGACAACUGGGUUCCGUUCAUGUGGUACCUUCGUGCAGAACUGCUGGCCAGAAUGACGCCUUCUUCAGUUCUGGAAGUGGAGAACAACGGUACAAAUAAUCCAGGAGUCUGUGCCAAAGUACCGAAGAUGAACGAAGUUAGCACAGCCUGUGGAAUGAAGCUACGCAAUUUCUCUAAAGUCUCAAACAAGAUCUGUCCCUUUAAACCCCGUGUGAACGCCAAACCCAUCUCUGAUCCAAACGUGUACCUCCGCGUUCUUGAAUGGACACUGUGAAUGAAGAUAAUGAAAAUUAACUAG